AGAUCUUGUAGCCACACUGCACUGCUAUCAAGUACACGAUUCUUCAACUUUACAAAAUGUCUCAAGUACACGAUUCUUCAACUUCUGUAUUGCCAAAGUACGCGAAAUUAGGAUUUCAGUAUCUUGUGAACCACUUCCUUACCAUAAUACUCAUAACUAUUAUAUCUACUCUAUUUAUCAAAGUACUUAGAUUCGGCCCCCAUGGAAUUCUGUCCAUAUGGAAUCCUCUUCAGUUAGAUCUGAUCAAAGUACAGUGUACCUUCUUUGUUGUCAUCUUCGUAUUGACACUCUAUUUCAUGUCCAAGCCUCGUCCAGUGUACCUCGUUGAAUUUGCCUGUUUUAAGCAGCCUCCCCACUGUCGUCUUAGUUCUGCAGCCUUCAUUGAACACUCAAAAAUCAAUAUGAGCUUAGAUCCUAAAGGUGUCCAUUUUCUGCGUAGAGUCUUGGAACGGUCCGGCCUAGGUGAAGAGACAUAUUUGCCAGAAUCAUUGCAUUAUAUCCCACCACAGCUUACAUUAACAGCUGCAAGAGAAGAAGCCGAGAUGGUUAUUUUCUCAGCAAUGGAUUCAUUACUUGAGAAGACUGGGAUUAAUCCUGAACACAUAGAUGUACUAGUCGUAAACUGCAGCGGUUGUGCGCCUACACCAACACUAUCAGACAUGGUGAUCAAUAAGUAUAAGAUGAGACAUGAUGUUAAGAGCUUCAAUCUAUCUGGCAUGGGCUGCAGUGCUAGUGUAAUAGCCGUUGAUUUGGUUCGUCGCCUCUUUCAAGCUCAUGCUAAUAUCAAUGCCGUUAUUGUGAGUGUGGAAAUCCUGACUCCAAACUAUUAUGGAGGGAAAGAAAAAGCUAUGCUUGUCCCUUACUGUUUGUUCCGUAUGGGAAGUACAGCCAUCCUACUAUCAAACAGAAAAUCUUUUCGCCAUAGAGCCAAGUACAGUCUCCUCCACACAGUCCGAACCCACAAAGGCGCUGAUGAUAAGGCUUACGGAUGUGCUGUUCAACAAGAAGAUUUGGAGGGGAAUUUAGGGGUGCUGCUGUCAAAAGAGCUAAUGAUGAUUGCCGGAGAAGCAUUGAAGUUAAAUAUGACAACCCUUGCUCGGCUUGUUCUUCCUGCAUCUGAACAACUCAUCUUUGCUAUAAACUUCAUUGGUCGGAAAAUCUUUAGCCUCAAGUGGAAGCCCUAUAUUCCAGACUUCAAACUGGCAUUUGAGCACUUCUGUAUACAUGCUGGAGGACGCGCUGUAAUUGACGAGCUGCAGAACAGUCUGCAACUCUCCACAGAGAACGUCGAGGCCUCGAGGAUGACACUACACCGGUUUGGAAACACAUCAUCAACGUCAUUGUGGUACGAGCUUAGCUACAUCGAGUCCAAGGGACGGAUGAAAAAGGGCGACAGGGUUUGGCAAAUAGCUUUCGGGAGUGGGUUUAAGUGCAACAGUGCUGUGUGGAGAUGCAACAAAACUGUCGAAACACCGAUAGAUGGACCAUGGCGUGAUUGCAUCCAGAACUACCCUGUUCAUGUUCCUCAGGUGGUAAAACUGGGCUGAUAGUAUUUCAACCUCCCUAACUAUAAGCUAAAUAAAAGCAUGUCUUAUUCUGCAGUGUCCUAGCUCUAAAACUUAUGUAGCAAGCUCUUUAUGUUUGUAUUGAUUGUACUGACUUAAGUCAUCUCUUGUUAGAGAAUAAAUAGAUGAAUAACAAAAUAUCAGGAAAUGUGUCAGUGCAUAAUUUUAAGCAGCAGCACUUAGCUCGGAACAUCAAAGAUCAAGCUGCACAAGGGUUCCGGGGUACAAGUGAGAAGAGGGGAGCCGGCAUGUUGCAAGGAUCAACGAAAUUUACUACGCAUUUUAUAUCAAACUGUCCAUCAUUCUCGCCAAAAAAUUUCAAGCAGACUAUCCGAUAUCCAUGGGAACUUAUUUUAGCCACUAGAAUCACUAAAAUCUUGAAAAAUAUGUAACAGAAAACUUAAUGAAAUCCUAAUUAGCAGAUUGGUGAGUCACAUGGAUAAUAAGAAAGAACUAGAAUUGAAGAUUAUAAAGAAAUAUAAAAAAAUUGUAGCAAACAC
This is a messenger RNA of Daucus carota subsp. sativus, 2065 nucleotides long. Its product is annotated as 3-ketoacyl-CoA synthase 6. Gene Ontology annotation, cellular component: membrane. The record is from RefSeq and is a predicted model, not a curated record. Gene Ontology annotation, molecular function: acyltransferase activity, transferring groups other than amino-acyl groups. The transcript has a single exon. Gene Ontology annotation, biological process: fatty acid biosynthetic process. The coding region runs from base 57 to 1547 and encodes 496 amino acids. Lineage: Eukaryota; Viridiplantae; Streptophyta; Magnoliopsida; Apiales; Apiaceae.